This is a messenger RNA of Macrosiphum euphorbiae (potato aphid), 1341 nucleotides long. Lineage: Eukaryota; Metazoa; Arthropoda; Insecta; Hemiptera; Aphididae. The record is from the annotation of a GenBank genome assembly.
AUGGACUUGGACAACACAUCUCCACCGUCGUCGUCGAGACUUCCGCCUCCUUCUACAACACCGUCGAUGCAGGUGACCAACAGGGUCAAGCGGCCAAACUUGUUGCACCUGUCCAAUACCGGAUAUAACGGCAGCGUCGAUAACAGUCACAACGCCGACCAAAGCGACGCCCUUCUGCAAUCUCCGCUGGCCCCCAACCCCGACGCAGCCGCCGCCAAUGUCGACUUCCCUGCAAUCCUGUCCAACGGACAACCAGUCACGAUUUCAGUAACUAAACACAAUACGAGAAAGUCGCAUCUGUCGUCGCCGUCGGUGUACAGGAAGGCCAAACGGAGGGCGCUGUACAAGAAUGGCGAGUGCAACAUCGUCCUGGAAAACGUGUCGAAACUUCGGCGGCGGUACAUGCAAGACCUGUUCACCACACUGGUGGACGCGAGAUGGCGAUGGACCCUGUGCGUGUUCGUCAUGAGUUUCCUGCUCAGUUGGCUCGCUUUCGGCAUCAUCUGGUACCUGAUCGCCUUCACUCACGGCGACCUCACCCCCGAGAACAUCGACAACCCGUCUUGGUCGCCGUGCGUGAUCAACAUGAAAACGUUUAUAGCCAGUUUCUUGUUCAGCGUGGAGACGCAGCACACCACGGGGUUCGGUUACCGCAUGGUCACGGAAGAAUGUCACGAGGCCAUAGUGUUUUUCUGUUUCCAGAGCAUCGCCGGUUUGAUGAUCCAAGCGUUCAUGGUGGGCAUCGUGUUCACGAAAAUGGCACGUCCAAAACAACGAAGCCAAACAAUCAUGUUCAGCAAGAACGCGGUAAUAUGCCGAAGGGACGGGCAGCUGUGUCUUAUGUUCCGCGUUGGUGACAUGAGGGAAAAAUCGCAUCUGAUCGGCACCACGAUCCAGACCAGACUUAUAAGAUCUCGAGUGACACCGGAAGGAGAGGUGUUAUCGCCACAUGUUACGUAUUUGAAGAUAAGCAUAGACGACCACGAUGAACGCGUAUUUCUAAUGUGGCCGACCGUAGCCGUACAUAGGAUUGACCAGGACAGUCCACUAUACGGGCUGAGCGCUGCGGACCUGUUGAACGAGAGAUUCGAAGUGAUCGUGAUCCUGGAGGGCACCACCGAGUCUACGGGGCAGACUACGCAGGCGCGGACGUCGUACAUGGCGUCAGAAGUCCUGUGGGGCCACAGGUUUCGCCCGUUGGUCAAAUAUUGCAAGACGAAAUUGAUGUACGAAGUCGACUACUCGCAGUUCCACGACGUGUUCAAUGUUGACACGCCACUGUGCAGUGCCAAAGAUCUUGAAACGUACUUGAUGAUCAACGAGCCGAAGGUCAUAGUAUGA